AUGCUGGGCAAGCUGGCUACUAACAUUCCUACUGUGUGCCCGGUAGCGCCGCCCAGACCUUACCUGGUCACUGUCCACGCGUCCUUUCUCCAAAUCCAUCUUGGCCCGCCCCCACUACGGCACAUACGUGCAUUCUCAACUAACACUACUGCAUCUUGCCGCCGGCAUAGGAGGAUUGGCAGAAGCAGUCAGCUCACGAAUGUGCCGAUCUACCGUUCUGGAUGA
Pyricularia grisea is the source of this 225-nucleotide messenger RNA. RefSeq lists its product as uncharacterized. The coding region runs from base 1 to 225 and encodes 74 amino acids. Lineage: Eukaryota; Fungi; Ascomycota; Sordariomycetes; Magnaporthales; Pyriculariaceae. The transcript is spliced from 3 exons. The record is from RefSeq and is a predicted model, not a curated record.